ACUGGUUUUACGCAAGGAAGUGCAAAGACGUACAUUGAAAGCCACUAUGAUGCAUUCAAUCGCUUAACUACCAACAGUAAGAUUCAAACUAAGACAACUCAAAUCUCUUCAGAGAUUGACAAAACACAAGAACACAAAGAAAAAGACGAUACAAAUUCACAAAGUAGUUGUGACAAAUCGGAGAACGGCUGUGAAAAUCAAAGUCGACGAUCUCAUUCACUUAUUCACAACUACUUAGACACAAACAUUCUACACCCAAAUGUGGCUUGUCUUCCCGUUAUCAUAACGACUCUUUGUCAGUUAUCCUCUUGGACUGAUGGGGUGGCCUUCCAAGGUAAUCCGACUAUGGGUGACGUGUUUAUUAGAUUGGUGAAAUGUUUGUUGGAGAGAAGCAGUGAUAGAUACAAUGAUGAUACCAGAACUCAUGAGGCUUUGAACAAACACGUAGAGUUUGAUGAUGUAACAGGCCUAUCAAAAGUACAGCUUGAAAUACUGCAAAAGUUGGGAGAGGUAAUUCUGCCAAAAAUGUUGGAAAAUGAAAGCCCAGUUAAAUUCUCCAAAGCAGAUUUUGUGAAUUCGUGUGAUAACGGUCAGGCAAUCUUAGACGUGGCAAUUAAAAUUGGUCUUGUCCGUUGUGAAGUGGAUACAUAUGUUUACUUCGUCCUUGAAAUACUUCGGGACAUCUGCGCUGGUAUUGCCUUGGCUCAUACUGCUGAACAAGAUAAAAAAUGGAUGGCUAAACUUCAGCACACUGAUUUGAUGAGUGCAGCUGAAACGUUUUCAAAUGUGUAUGUGUUUGCUUGUAGGAAGAGUCAAACGGUUUGCAGUGGACUUGUGCAAAAGAUAGCAGACUGCAAAAAGAAGGAAACAACCAAUGUCAUUGUUAUGCAAACAAUGACCCAGUUGUGUCUACUUCUGAACUUUGAAGGAAAAUGCAAAGGUUCGUUGAAUGCCAAGUUUGCCGGCCUCUUUGAGGGAGGGAAAGUUCGUCUCGGAGGCGUUUCUGGUCACACGAUCAGAAUGCUGUCCUAUUUGUUCGAACAUGUAGACACACCGGUUGAAGGUGUUGCUUUGUGUGUUGAAUCGGUUGAGUUGUUGCGACUUGAGAACGAUGACUGGGGAGAGUUUCGGGAAUACUUUGAGUACUUUUUCCCAUUGAAUCUGAAAGAGGACAUCCAGGAAACUGAAGAGAUGCAAAGGUUUUCAGAAAACGGGACACUGACAAAGUUGCGUAAAAGAGUAGAGUCCAGUAACAAAGACAUGCCUCAGUUUGCCCCAGACCAGUCAGACAUCAAGGUCCUUCGGACUUCACCAAACAAGUGCAUCAAGCGAGUUAGUUCGAUGUUUGUCGUAUCUGACAAGGCUUGA
Molecule: messenger RNA, 1368 nt
Organism: Patiria miniata (bat star)
Lineage: Eukaryota; Metazoa; Echinodermata; Asteroidea; Valvatida; Asterinidae
Exons: 2
Coding region: 346-1368 (340 amino acids)
Source: RefSeq, a predicted model, not a curated record